AUGGACAUCGAGUUUGGCAACUGGAAAGCCGCCAGGCCGCGCGUCCAUCUCAUGAUCAUUUUCCUGUUCAUAACCACCGACCUCGUCAACCUCAUUCGCUACAUCCUGUACCUAUUGCCAUCACGAAACCUCUACCGCGCAUAUGGGAUCAACGCGUACAUUAUCUUCACCUGCGUAGGUAUUGUCUUCUUUGCAGGAGUAAGUGCUCCGCUUAUCUACUGGCCCUAUGCACAUGGCAAAGAGAUGUCGCCCGGGUCACGGCGUAAUGCGCUGUGUCUGGGCAUUAUCAUUUCCUUUCUCGUACAUGGACUCCCAAUGGCGUGGCUGGAGCUGUGGCUAGUCACCAUGUUUGGCUGGAAGGAUAUCCUUCAGGCCGUCUCCUUGUUCCUCACGCUUUUGUGCUUCAUCAUCGGCUUUCUCGUCACGUGGAUGGCCUACUCGUGGAAGCUGAGCAAGGUGCUGCAAAUCCGCUACGGUAACGCGGCCCCCAGUCAGUCAGCCGUUCCCGCUGCUCAAUUAGCACGGCGAAGCUUAUCACAAGCCUAUCGCAUUUGA
This is a messenger RNA of Leishmania braziliensis MHOM/BR/75/M2904, 555 nucleotides long. RefSeq lists its product as hypothetical. The transcript has a single exon. The record is from RefSeq and is a predicted model, not a curated record. Bases 1 to 555 code for a protein of 184 amino acids. NCBI's taxonomy places the organism in Eukaryota, Euglenozoa, Kinetoplastea, Trypanosomatida, Trypanosomatidae.